CUUAUUUACCCAAAACGAAAACCCUAAAUCCUCUCUCUCACUUCGUCUGCCCCUGAACAGCAACCUUUGCUAUGGACAACGGUGAUCUCGCCUCCGGUUCUGGUUCCGGCUCCAGUUCAGAUAUGGAGAAGAAACGAAAGUUAGACGAUUCUGUGAACGAUUCUAUUGAUAAUUGUGAGGACGAUUUUGUGGACGAUUGUGAGGACGAUUGUGAGGACGACGAGGAGAUGGUGGCGGAUGAUCUUACUUCAACUGCCGAGAAGGAGAAAGAUGGUUACAACGCUAUGGCCAAGUGGUUCAUUAGUGAUGGGAUUAAUCCUAAUAUCAUUAAGAAAGCGUCCUUCGCAAAGUUUAUGCGGCUUGUAAAGCCAGAUUUGCCUCUUAGUGUUCCACUAGUCGAGAAGGAAGUUCUUCUGAUACACGAUGAAUACAAAGAGAAGGCCAAGAAAUUUCUCAAGGAUUUUCAAGGGAAGAUAACCCUCUCUUAUGAAUGGUUGCUUCUUGGGAAUGAGCGGACCAUAGAUCACAUAGAUGACCCGAUUUUGCACGCGGAUUUUGUUCGUAUGGCUGCUCAUUUCAUUGACGAUAACUGGAAGGUCAGGAAAUUGAUCCUCGGUUACUCUACUGACGAAUUUAUACCUCUGGACGACAUUUAUCCAUACCAUUUUAGAACUGCUGUUCAGGGUUUCGAGAUUGAGAACAAGGUCUCUACUAUACUAGUUCCUAACAUCGAGGAUUUAGAUGAAAAAGCAGUUGAUGCUAUCAGGAAGUGUAUAGAAGCGAAAGGGAAUAGCUCCAUCAAACCACCGGUUUUUCUAGUCUAUUGUUGUGCUGAUCUUUUCCGGUUAAUGGUUGAGGAUCUGUAUGGUGGCAUUAGCCCGUUGCUGUAUGAGAAUUUACGUAUGUUGGUUAGUUGGGGAAGAUGUUUGUCAGCACCCAACUGGAACGUCAAUUUGAAUCAUCUGCAACAAGCUGUAGAUAUGAAAAACGAGGAUGCAUUCUCAAAGGAUGAGAUUUACGACGAUUAUGACAAACCGUCUGAUGAAGAAUGGAUAAAGAUUUAAACUUUUUGCAGUCUCACUGGUUGCAUCUAUAAAGUGGCAAAGGAGCUUUUCGAUGAAGGGUAUUCGACAUCUAAUGUCUACUUCCACCUUCUUGCUGAGCUGAAGGUAAUGUUGAACCGAGAGCUCGCUAGUGCUGAUAAUGAUUACUCCCUGAUGAAGGCUAAGAAGUUGUUGAAGAUGUUUGAUAAGUAUUGGAAUGGCAUGUUUCUGGUUUUGGCAACUGCUUCUGUGUUAGACCCUCGGUUCAAGAUGAAGUACAUUGAGUUUUACUGCUCAAAGAAGAUCGAUAAUGAUGAUGAUGCUUCAAAAGCUGAAACUGUUUUGGAUUAUUUACGCAAUCUAUACGCUCGCUACGCAGCUAAUGAAAUCUAUCAGAAGCCAUUAUGUCCGGUUGCUACAAUUGACUCCGAGGAGGAAAAAGAAGAUGAUGAAGGAGAAGAAGAAGAUUUUGAUGAUGAAGAACGAGAAAGAGAGGCACCAAAGGACAAGGAAGAGAAGAAGAAGAAAAAUCCUGAUGCAUACAAGGAUUUUGUUUUGUUUCAAGAAUUUCUCAAGUUUGAAGGAUCUUCAAGAGAGUUUCAAGAAUCAGAGCUCGAUUCUUAUCUGAAAGAACCUGUUAUGGAAUGGAAUAAGGAAUUCAAAGCAUUGGAGUGGUGGAAAGAAGAGAGCAUAAAGUAUCCAGUCCUCUCCCGAGUAGCACGAGACAUUCUCUCUAUACCAAUCUCACUUGCCACGUCGUACGAUGCUUAUGUUUCGGACAAAAGAGAGCCUCCUGAGUUUGUUCUUAACAUGGAACCCAAAAUUGCUAACGCCAUGAUGUGCAGCAAAAGCUGGUUACGACUUUGAUGAUAAUGGAAAAAUUGGUAAGAACUUUUUUUUUCUCUAGCAAGACUUGUGAAAUGCUUU
This is a messenger RNA of Eutrema salsugineum, 1970 nucleotides long. RefSeq names its product zinc finger BED domain-containing protein RICESLEEPER 2-like. The record is from RefSeq and is a predicted model, not a curated record. Bases 72 to 1064 code for a protein of 330 amino acids. Lineage: Eukaryota; Viridiplantae; Streptophyta; Magnoliopsida; Brassicales; Brassicaceae. The transcript is spliced from 2 exons.